Alligator sinensis (Chinese alligator) is the source of this 528-nucleotide messenger RNA. RefSeq names its product maestro heat-like repeat-containing protein family member 2A. Gene Ontology annotation, cellular component: cytoplasm. The record is from RefSeq and is a predicted model, not a curated record. The transcript is spliced from 4 exons. Lineage: Eukaryota; Metazoa; Chordata; Crocodylia; Alligatoridae. The coding region runs from base 1 to 528 and encodes 175 amino acids.
AUGUAUGAGCUGCAGUGUCACCUGGGCAUCAUGGAGCUCCCUCCAGUCUCCUUCUUGAUUACACUGGGCGACUUGUCCUCAGCCUAUGCACUGAGGUCUGAGCCCUUCCUUGUGCUGACGCUUAGCAAAUUGUGUUUUGUGCUGAGGCUGGUGGAGACCGACCAGAUGAAGCGGGCGCUGUGUGGAGUUGUGGAAGGCUUUGCCCGGGCUGCCAACCUGAAAUUCCACAUCAGGGACGAGAGCCCAUUCCCCAGCUGUCGGGCAGCCGACUACAGUUUCCAUAUGCUCCCUUUCUUUAAUCUCAUGAGCAGCAACUGGCUGACAAGUGAGGACCUGGAGCUGCAGCAGGCUGCAGUCAAGGCUCUGGGGCCUGUGAUGGGACUCCUUCUCCACCAUGAGAGGCGUCGCAGUACUGUUUUUGAGAGGCUCCCCUGUCUCCUGCAGCAAUACGAGGGAGGGGUCGACAAUCUUCAUGUCACCAUGGUGAGACGUUGCCUGGGAAGCCGGCAUUGGCCCAUGUCUAUAUGA